AUGCACGUACCACAAAGGGCUGUACAGGUUUUAGCCAGACAAGCUCUUCAAAAACGCUCCUACCACAGCAGCCUAACGACAAGCACCUACAACGACCUGCCAUCACCUGCUGGUAGCUGGCAGACCCAAUUUGAAUCCCAGCAGCGUAAAUACAAUACCAUAUUAGCAGCUGGAUUGGCCGUUUUCGCUGGUUCUUUACUUGUCGGUAAAGCUUCUGGGAUGUUUGAAUUCUACAAUCAUUACCCUGACAGGCCAGCCACCAUUGAAACCUACAAGCCUUAA
Messenger RNA from Ceutorhynchus assimilis (cabbage seed weevil), 282 nucleotides. NCBI's taxonomy places the organism in Eukaryota, Metazoa, Arthropoda, Insecta, Coleoptera, Curculionidae. The record is from the annotation of a GenBank genome assembly.